Molecule: messenger RNA, 1800 nt
Organism: Apiotrichum porosum
Lineage: Eukaryota; Fungi; Basidiomycota; Tremellomycetes; Trichosporonales; Trichosporonaceae
Exons: 5
Coding region: 1-1800 (599 amino acids)
Biological process (GO): regulation of DNA-templated transcription
Molecular function (GO): DNA-binding transcription factor activity, RNA polymerase II-specific; zinc ion binding
Source: RefSeq, a predicted model, not a curated record
AUGCCGCCGUCAGCCUCGCGCACCACGCGCGACGACUCGGCCUCGAGUCCCACAUCCUCCUCGGCGCCCGCUCAGAAAGUGCGCCGCACACGCAUCUCCCGUGCAUGCGAAAACUGCCGUGCUAGACGCAUCAAGUGUGAACCCCCAUACCCAUGUGUGGGCUGUCGUGAAGCGGGACUCGAAAACUGCCUGGUCCGCGAUAAAGCUCGCCCACUCAGGCGCAGGCGGUCGCAGCAGGCAACAACAGCCGCUCUCGAGGGCUCCACCUAUCCUGAGCGCACGAGGUUCAUGCGUGUCCUGGACGAGGAGCUAGAGGACAUCUACCACGCGCAGACUGGCCACAACAUUAGUCUUGGACUCGAAGAAGCCCCCUCCCACCCAUCAUGCGACCUCAACACACCUGUGCCGCCCAUGCCCCAUCCUCUCCCACCGAACAUUGCCGAUGCCAUGACCCAGUUCACCGAAUUCAUGCUCCCCUUCAGCUCCCACCUCACCGCGCCAAGGAUCUUGGACCUGUUCGACCGCUACGUGUCGUCACCGUCCACCCUGGCGCCCGAUCAGCUGUCGCUCAUUCUCAUCUGCAUCGCUAUGGGUUAUCUUCGUCUACAGGGCUUCACGCCAGGCGGUACUGUCGACUCGGGCCAGCAGGCCGGACGCGCCAUCCCAGUGCCUGAUGACGAAAGGAUGGACGUUGCCUUCUUUCGCAACUCGGUCAACGUGCUGGAGAAAUGGGGAAGCGUGAGCUUUACCUCUCUUCACGCUCUUUGCGGAAUCUGGUACUAUUCGUGUCUCACAUGCACGAGCGAUACAACGCGGAUUAUUGUUUCGUGGCUGAUUGCGCAAGCGAAGGAGCUCGGCAUCCACCAGGAACAGACGCCGGCGCAUGGCUACUCCUCUACAGACCGUGCCGACCUCAUGUUUCUGCAAGUCCUCUAUGCGCACUACUGGACAACCGCAUUGACCGGCGACCCACCUAUCAUUAGCGCGGGCGAGUUUGAGAGGAUGACCUUUCGCUCUCGUCCGUUUCAAGAUGACGACGCCGUGGUCGCUCUCGUUGUCCGCCGUUCAUUUACAGAGCUACUCGUCUUAAACACUCAAGUCAUGAUGGGCCUCCACGACUCGCGCAAUGCCACACUCUCGCUCGACUGGAUGCUCGGCAUCCAGCAAAGGUGGGCUACGUGGUGCGGCACCUGGGUUCUGGACGGCCGUACCACUGGGAACGUCUACACCGACCCCUUCCUCGGUGUGCUGUGGGACUGGGGCCGUAUCACUAUUUCGAUCUGCUCGAGAACGGACAAGCGCGUGUCCAUGUCGUCACUGUCGGUCCUUGCCCGUUCAGCAGUCCAAGUCAUUGUUCGUUACAGCUCGAUUUAUCGCAGGCUCCCCUACAAUCUCAUGCACCAGCACCUCCAGCAGAUCAGGACCUGCGCAAACAUUAUUGUCCUCUGCUUCUGGAAGUUUGAAAUGACCAAGACCGAAGCCGAGGUCUCCAUCGCCAUGGCCGUCUGGAUGAUUGGGCUCAUGGUGCCUCGUUGGGGCAAGCAAGCUGCCGACGCCAGCAGGAAGAUUACUCAGCUGUCCGAGGCUGUAGGCCUGGACAUUUCGCCAGCGUCCGUCGACGGCAGCCUCCAAAACUUUAGCGCUGGAGCUCUUGCUUCCAUGAGCUCGACCGAAUCGUUCAUCGACGCUCACGGCGCCUUGGGCAGCUUGUACGAGACGUUCCAAAACUUCAACCAGAACACGGCGAGCCUCCCGUCGUGGACCAUCGACCCGCUGUUCCUCGCCGCCGAGUACCAGUAA